CUUUUUUGGCAAGUUUUCUGGCAUUCUUGUGGCAGUUUUAUUGUGCUUAACAAUUCACUAUGCUCACUAUGCUCAGUUUGCUUAGACCUGAGCUGGUUAAAAUCACUCAUUUGUCUCAUCAACAGGCAUGCCAGUGGACUCCAGCAAGGGCUGAAGAAGUUUUUAGAGUCAAGCUGUUCUCUGACACAAGAUCUGGUGAGGCCUGUUAUAAUGUUUGCCAACCAUUACAUACUCAGUUUAUAUGGAAAUUCCUUUGGAAGGAAUACAUUGGGAAUUUCUUGUUUACACAUGAAGCAUGAAAUUAUAGGAAUCUUUGAGUGAAUAUACUAAGUUACUAUGCUAGCACAGCACUAGAAGCUAAAAAUGUUUUGGUCACCAAGAUGGAUGGGAAAAAAAAUGUAUUGCCACUGAAUUUGCAGUAAAAGUCCACCUUUUAGUGACACUUGUAUGGCAGUCAUGUGACCAAAGCUUUUUUGGUUUUACUACAAAUUGUUUAUGGUAUUACGGGAAACUGGGAUAAACAUUUGUAUGCAAUACUAUGAAUGAUCCAGCAGUUUCUUAACCAUAAAGAGCUUUUUCUCCUUGGUUUCUGAAUUAUUAAACCCUGAGAUGUCUUUGGAACCUCAGGAAAGGAUUCUCAGUCAGAUUAAUUUUGUUAUUUCAAAGACAGGCAGUAUGAUCAGCAUUGUAGUAGGUCAUGCAACUUUGGACAAAGCAUUCUUAUCUUAUCUGUUUGGUAGAAUUUUAUUACUGACAAUGAUUUUAGGCAAAAUUUGGACAAACAGCUGCUGUUAUCAUUGAGAAACCUCAAUUCAAGCUCAAGUGGUGAAAGUAUUUUCCAACGUAAACAUCUACAAUUUCUUUUCCUUUUCAUAAGGAAACUUUUACAUGUUGUACGUUCACAGUAUUCAUUCCUCUUUUCAUAAUUCCUUCCUUUUUUUCCAUUCCAGGCUUCUGCUAAAGAAAAAAAAAACACAAGGAGAUGCCAGUCACCAAACAAGAAGCUCAUCUGCAGCCAUCUCUUGGAUGGGUCUUGGUGAAAGAGAUCAAGUUUUUCCUUGGUUUACAUUGUUCACAUUGUUAACAUUGAAACCAGAGGGUUUAAACAUCUGCCAGAUUUCACUUGUAUACUGUUGCAGUCAAGUGUCUUCUUGCAGAACUUAA
Pocillopora meandrina is the source of this 1164-nucleotide messenger RNA. Lineage: Eukaryota; Metazoa; Cnidaria; Anthozoa; Scleractinia; Pocilloporidae. The record is from the annotation of a GenBank genome assembly.